Messenger RNA from Periophthalmus magnuspinnatus, 564 nucleotides. RefSeq names its product calcium and integrin-binding family member 3. Bases 1 to 564 code for a protein of 187 amino acids. The record is from RefSeq and is a predicted model, not a curated record. NCBI's taxonomy places the organism in Eukaryota, Metazoa, Chordata, Actinopteri, Gobiiformes, Gobiidae. The transcript is spliced from 6 exons. Gene Ontology annotation, molecular function: calcium ion binding.
AUGGGGAACAAACAGACAAUCUUCACAGCGCAGCAGCUAGACGCCUACCAGGACUGCACUUACUUCACAAGAAAAGAAAUUCUCAGACUGUUUUAUCGGUACCGUGACCUGGCUCCACAGCUCGUUCCUCUCGACUACACCAAUAACCCAGAUGUGAAGCUACCAUACGAACUGAUUGGCAGCAUGCCCGAGCUGAAGGACAACCCUUUUCGACAAAGGAUUGCUGAGGUUUUUUCUGAAGACGGUGAAGGAAACAUGACCCUGAAUGACUUCUUAGACAUGUUCUCUGUGCUGAGUGAGAUGGCUCCACGGGACCUCAAGGCCUACUACGCAUUCAAAAUAUACGAUUUCAACAACGAUGACUUCAUCUGCAAGUCUGAUCUUGAGAAGACCCUGAACAAGCUGACACGUAACGAGCUGACAGAGGAGGAGGUGCGGAUGGUUUGUGAGAAGGUCUUGGAUGAGGCUGACCUGGACAAUGAUGGGAGGCUGUCUCUGGACGACUUCCAGCACAUGAUCCUCCGAGCACCCGAGUUUCUAAGCACCUUCCACAUCAGAAUAUAA